Messenger RNA from Paraphaeosphaeria sporulosa, 1818 nucleotides. RefSeq names its product GMC oxidoreductase-like protein. Gene Ontology annotation, biological process: secondary metabolite biosynthetic process. The record is from RefSeq and is a predicted model, not a curated record. NCBI's taxonomy places the organism in Eukaryota, Fungi, Ascomycota, Dothideomycetes, Pleosporales, Didymosphaeriaceae. The transcript has 3 exons. Gene Ontology annotation, molecular function: flavin adenine dinucleotide binding; oxidoreductase activity, acting on CH-OH group of donors. Bases 1 to 1818 code for a protein of 605 amino acids.
AUGAUGAUUAUGCGCGGCACCAUCAUUGCUCUAUCAAGUGCUCUUGCAUCCGCAGCACAAAUUCGGACCAGAGUAAUCAAGGCUGAGCAAGGCGGAAACAUCGGCGGUGCGACAUUCGAUUAUGUCAUAGUAGGAGGCGGAACCGGAGGUCUGACAAUCGCUGCACGUCUCGCCGAAGUCGCUUCAGUCGCGGUCGUAGAGGCAGGCGGCUACUACGAGAUUGAAUACGGCAAUGCCAGUGUUGUACCACUCUAUUCGCUCACUAAGAUCGAUGUCAUCGACCCGUCCGAAAACUUCCCGCAUAGGCCCGAGAUCGAUUGGGAGCUUACUACAGUGCCACAAGUAAAUGCCAACAAUCGCACUAUUCACUAUGCCCAGGGCAAGACCCUUGGUGGGUCCUCAGCGCUCAACACCAUGUCUUAUGUUCGAUCUUCGGCAGCUGCGUAUGAGCGAUGGGCAAACAUUGUUGACGAUGAUAGCUACAAGUUUGACAAGCUGCUCCCGCACUUCAAAAAGUCCGUGCGCCUUACGCCACCAAAUCUGCAGAAGCGAAACGCUUUGAAUGCUACGCCAGAGUAUGAUUCGAGUGUGUACGGGAACGGCGGCCCACUAGACGUGUCGUGGAACAACUGGGUUGAUCCGUCGAUCACAUGGCUGGCGAAGGCAAUGCAAGCGGUGGGCAUGAACAUCAAUCCAAAAGGUUGGAGCGCUGGAAACUUGAAUGGUGGCUCAUGGGUCCCUUCGACUAUCGAUCCGGCACGUGCGACACGAGAAUCUGCUGAGACAAGUUUCCUUCAAUAUGCACUGGCGAACACAUCACUUAAGGUUUAUUCCCAUAGCAUUGUUGCUAAGAUCCUGUUUGAUGGGGAUUCGGCGCGAGGAGUUAAGGUUGCGACGAAUGGUACGACAUAUGAGCUUUCGGCGAGGAAGGAGGUCAUCGUCAGCGCCGGAACAUUUCACUCUCCGCAGUUGCUGAUGGUUUCGGGCAUUGGUCCCAAGGCCACUCUCGAUCAGUUGGGUAUUCCAGUAAUCGCUGACCUCCCCGGAGUGGGCCAGAACCUGCGUGACCCAAUCUCCAUCGGAACCAGCCAUCUCGUUAACACAAUUAGCAGUCAAACAAUCACAUCCAACCCUAUCACUGAGCCUGAAGCUCUCCGCCAGUAUGAAGAAGAAGCCGCAGGUCCAUACAGCUCGGCCGCAGGAUGGAUAGCAUACGAGAGACUGACAAGCAAGCUGAGAAGCACACUCCCGCAGAGCACUCAAGAGAAGCUAGCUGCACUAAGUCCUGACUCACCCGAACUAUCGUUCAUUGCUGGAGCGUUCGCUCUUCCCAAUGGAACUUCGCAAGGAGCCAUGAGUGCAAUUAUCUGCAACACCUUUUCCAAGGGGAGCGUUUCCAUCCGAAGCGCGAACAUCUCGGAUCAGCCCAUCAUCGACCUUGGAUGGCUCUCAAACCCGGCUGACACCGAUGUACUCAUCGCUGGCAUCAAACGGUUGCGUCAAAUCUGGGCGUCUGAAACCGCGCGAAAUAUCACGCUGGGGGCUGAAGUGCGUCCCGGAGAAGGUGUUUGUACAGAUGCAGAGUUGCUGGAGUAUGUCAAAGCAAACGCUCAGCAGAUAUGGCACCCCAGCUCGACGUGUUCGAUGGGAAAGAACGACGACAAGAACGCUGUAGUAGAUUCAGAGGCACGAGUGUUUGGGGUGAAGAAGUUACGGGUGGUAGACUUCUCCAUUGUACCGUUGUCGAUUCCGGGACACCCGCAGGCAACGGUCUAUAUGCUUGCUGAGAAGAUCGCUGAUGCCAUCAAGCGCGGCUGA